UUUACAGAUUUAGAAGUUAUUCAUGCUAAAUCAUCUCAAUUAAAUCCUAAACCAGAUCCAAACCAUUUGGUAUUUGGAAGACAUUUUAGUGAUCAUAUGUUUGAAGUUGAAUGGAAUGCUUCAGUUGGAUGGGGGACACCUCGUAUAUGUCCAAUUCAUCAUUUAAAUUUACAUCCUGCAGCUAAAGUGUUUCAUUAUGCUCAAGAGCUCUUUGAAGGUAUGAAAGCUUUUUAUGGUGUUGACAAUAAAAUAAGACUCUUUCGUCCAGAUGUAAAUAUGAAAAGAAUGCUUAACACAGCAGAAAGAUUAGAUCUUCCA
Messenger RNA from Centruroides sculpturatus (bark scorpion), 318 nucleotides. RefSeq names its product branched-chain-amino-acid aminotransferase, cytosolic-like. Gene Ontology annotation, cellular component: mitochondrion. NCBI's taxonomy places the organism in Eukaryota, Metazoa, Arthropoda, Arachnida, Scorpiones, Buthidae. The transcript has 2 exons. The record is from RefSeq and is a predicted model, not a curated record. Gene Ontology annotation, biological process: L-valine biosynthetic process; L-leucine biosynthetic process. Gene Ontology annotation, molecular function: branched-chain-amino-acid:2-oxoglutarate transaminase activity. The annotation marks the transcript as partial.